AUGUUGGGCAUCACAGUCCUCGCUGCACUCCUAGCCUGCGCCUCCAGCUGCGGGGUCCCCAGUUUCCUGCCCAACCUAUCAGCUCGGGUGGUAGGAGGAGACAAUGCCAGGCCCCACAGCUGGCCCUGGCAGAUCUCCCUCCAAUAUCUCAAGGAUGACACUUGGAGACACACAUGCGGUGGCACCUUGAUCGCCAGCAGCUAUGUCCUCACUGCUGCCCACUGCAUCAGCAACACCCGCACCUAUCGUGUGGGCCUGGGGAAGAACAACCUGGCAGUGGAAGACGAGGAAGGCUCCCUGUUUGUGGCCGUGGACACCAUCUUUGUCCAUGAGAAGUGGAACUCCUUCCUGGUGCGCAACGACAUUGCCCUCAUCAAACUGGCGGAGCCCGUGGAACUGAGUGACACCAUCCAGGUAGCCUGCCUGCCAGAGGAGGGCUCCUUGCUGCCUCAGGGCUUCCCCUGCUACGUCACUGGCUGGGGCCGCCUCUGGACCAAUGGCCCCAUCGCCGAUGAGCUGCAGCAGGGCCUGCAGCCAGUGGUGGAUCAUGCCACAUGCACCCAGAGUGACUGGUGGGGUACCAUGGUGAAGGACACGAUGGUGUGCGCCGGGGGAGAUGGUGUCAUCUCAGCCUGUAACGGAGACUCAGGUGGCCCGCUGAACUGCCAGGCAGAGAACAGCUCCUGGGAGGUGCGUGGCAUCGUCAGCUUCGGCUCAGGACUGGGCUGCAACACCCUCAAGAAGCCCGCAGUCUACACUCGCGUGUCUGCCUACAUUGACUGGAUCAACGAGAAGAACUGCAGAGCCAUUGACUCCAACGUCAUCAAGCUGCAGAUCUGA
Messenger RNA from Orycteropus afer afer, 840 nucleotides. RefSeq names its product chymotrypsin C (gene CTRC). NCBI's taxonomy places the organism in Eukaryota, Metazoa, Chordata, Mammalia, Tubulidentata, Orycteropodidae. The transcript has 8 exons. Gene Ontology annotation, molecular function: serine-type endopeptidase activity. The record is from RefSeq and is a predicted model, not a curated record. The coding region runs from base 1 to 840 and encodes 279 amino acids. Gene Ontology annotation, biological process: proteolysis.